CCCGCCGCACUCCGCACUCGGCCGCCUGGGCUGCGGAGACGGGCGGGUGCUGGCGCGGGCUCUGCGGGCCGGAGCCGAGUCCGGGCCAGAGCCCGAGCCGCAGCGGCAGGCCAGAGACCUGUGCGUGGAGAUGGCGGCCGCGGCGGCCGUUUCGGCGGCGGAAGGGAUGGAGCCGCGGGCGCUGCAGUACGAGCAGACCCUGAUGUAUGGACGAUAUACUCAAGACCUUGGGGCCUUUGCCAAAGAGGAAGCUGCUCGGAUCCGCCUGGCAGGGCCUGAGCCUUGGAGGGGUCCACCUUCCCCUCGGGCUCCCCCAGAGCUCCUGGAAUAUGGACAGAGCCGUUGUGCCCGAUGCCGCAUCUGUUCCGUGCACUGCCAUAAGUUCCUAGUGUCCAGGGUUGGUGAAGAUUGGAUCUUCCUGGUCCUGCUGGGGCUACUCAUGGCACUGGUCAGCUGGGUCAUGGACUAUGCCAUUGCCGCCUGUCUGCAGGCUCAGCAGUGGAUGUCCCGAGGCUUGAACACCAGCAUCUUGCUCCAGUACCUGGCCUGGGUCACCUACCCCAUUGUCCUCAUCACUUUCUCCGCUGGUUUCACACAGAUCCUGGCCCCACAGGCUGUCGGGUCUGGCAUCCCUGAGAUGAAGACCAUCUUGCGGGGGGUGGUGCUGAAAGAAUACCUCACCCUCAAGACCUUUGUAGCCAAGGUCAUCGGGUUGACCUGUGCCCUGGGCAGCGGGAUGCCCCUUGGCAAAGAGGGCCCUUUUGUGCAUAUCGCAAGUAUGUGUGCCGCCCUGCUCAGCAAAUUCCUCUCCCUCUUUGGGGGCAUCUAUGAGAAUGAAUCCCGGAACACAGAGAUGCUGGCUGCUGCCUGUGCAGUGGGAGUGGGCUGUUGUUUCGCAGCACCUAUCGGAGGCGUCCUGUUCAGCAUUGAGGUUACUUCCACCUUCUUCGCUGUGCGUAACUACUGGCGGGGCUUCUUUGCUGCCACCUUCAGUGCCUUCAUCUUCCGGGUCUUAGCGGUGUGGAACCGUGAUGAAGAGACCAUUACAGCUCUCUUCAAAACCCGAUUCCGGCUUGAUUUCCCCUUUGACCUCCAGGAGCUGCCAGCCUUUGCUGUCAUCGGUAUUGCUAGUGGCUUCGGGGGAGCACUCUUUGUGUACCUGAACCGGAAGAUUGUCCAGGUGAUGCGGAAGCAGAAAACCAUCAACCGCUUCCUCAUGAAGAAACGCCUGCUCUUCCCAGCUCUGGUGACCCUGCUCAUCUCCACUCUGACCUUUCCCCCUGGCUUUGGACAGUUCAUGGCUGGACAGCUCUCACAGAAAGAGACACUGGUCACUCUGUUUGACAACCGGACAUGGGUCCGCCAGGGCUUGGUGGAAGAGCUAGAGCCACCUGGAACCUCACAGGCCUGGAGCCCACCGCGUGCCAACGUCUUCCUCACCCUGGUCAUCUUCAUUCUCAUGAAGGUCCCACAGGGUGGAGCUGGGACCAGGGGUUGCCUCUACUUGUCUGAAGUGCCUCCUACCUGCAGUUCUGGAUGUCUGCACUGGCCACCACCAUCCCAGUGCCCUGCGGGGCCUUCAUGCCUGUCUUUGUCAUUGUACCCCAGCCCUCCCCCUCUACCUGUUUCUCUUCCCAUCCUCCUCCCUGAAGGAGCGGCAUUUGGGCGUCUGGUGGGCGAAAGUAUGGCUGCCUGGUUCCCAGAUGGGAUUCACACAGACAGCAGCACCUACAGGAUUGUGCCUGGGGGCUACGCGGUGGUGGGGGCAGCUGCACUGGCAGGAGCAGUGACACACACAGUGUCCACGGCCGUGAUUGUGUUCGAGCUCACAGGCCAGAUCGCCCACAUCCUGCCCGUCAUGAUCGCCGUCAUCCUGGCCAACGCCGUUGCUCAGAGCCUACAGCCCUCACUCUAUGACAGCAUCAUCCGAAUCAAGAAACUGCCCUAUCUGCCUGAGUUGGGCUGGGGCCGCCACCAGCAGUACCGCGUACGAGUGGAGGACAUCAUGGUGCGAGAUGUUCCCCAUGUGGCCCUCAGCUGCACCUUCCGUGACCUGCAGUUGGCACUGCACAGAACCAAGGGCCGUGUGUUGGCCCUGGUAGAGUCCCCUGGUGAGACCAGGAGGGGGCCCAGAUGCUAAGGGCAUCUCUUAGGG
This is a messenger RNA of Manis javanica (Malayan pangolin), 2155 nucleotides long. The record is from RefSeq and is a predicted model, not a curated record. Lineage: Eukaryota; Metazoa; Chordata; Mammalia; Pholidota; Manidae.